AUGAGUCAGCAUACCGAUGAUAAACCUUAUAAAUGUAAUCAUUGUGGUGAAGGCCUUCUUAGACAUCAGCGAAAACAUACUGGAGAUAAACCACAUACUUGUGACGUCUGUGGUAAAACAUUUGGUGUACACAGCGACUUGAAAAAACACUCCAGAAUACAUACAGCUGUCAAUAAACAGUUUAAGUGCAACAUGUGUAGUAGACAAUUCUAUUAUAGCAGUGAUCUUAAAAAACACAUGAGAAUACACACUGGUGAAAAACCAUACACAUGUCAUGUAUGUGACAAAGGCUUUAGUCGAAGUGGUGACUUAACGAAACACGUGCGAACUCAUACAGGUGAAAAACCGUACAAAUGUGAUGUCUGUGAUAAACAAUUCACGGAGAAGUCAAACUUAAUGAGCCAUACCAAACUGCACACAGGAGAAAAGCCUUAUAAAUGUGAAAUUUGUGGUAAAGAUUUUAGUCACAAUUACCAAGUCAAAAAACACAUGAGUACCCAUACCGAUGAUAAACCACAUAAAUGUAACAUAUGUAGUAAAGUUUUUGCUCGAAAUGGUUACUUAAGAAAACACAUGCAAACCCACACUGACCUUAAAUCUUACGCAUGUCACCUGUGUAGUAAAAUAUUCACUAAAAAUGGAAACUUGUUGAAUCACUUGAGAAACCAUACUGAGGAAACCCAUUUUGUAUGUGAAGUAUGUGGGCAAGAGUGUAUCGGAAAUAGAAAGUUUCAACAACACUUGAGAAAUCACAACAAGGAAACCCAUUUUGUAUGUGAGGUAUGUGGGAAAGAGUUUAUCGAAAAUAGAAAGUUUCAACAACACUUGAGAACACAUAUGUAAACACUGCUUAGUUAUGUGAUGUGAGUGAACAAGCUUACCAUCCGGCAUAAUAGCAAAUUAAAAGUACACGAUAAAAGUCAUAACAAUACAUGCAGAUGUUGGACAUCACCCUGAUCACAUUUGAGAAUAUAUACAGUUGAUAACCAUAUCCACAAAUUGGAUGUCUUACUUGGAGAAACAUGAUCACACAAGUACGUGAUAUACACAUCAUAGUUGAGAAUACAUACAGUUAGAUAACAUGUCCACACAUGAGAAUUCACACAAUGGAUAGUCAUCAUACAUGAGAUAAACCGUAUCUUGAAUGAGAAUAAAUACAGGUGAUACACUUGACCACAUAAAUUAUGAUAAAUACACACGUGUAGACAUUAUGCAUGUAGCUGUUUGAUUUCAGUGAGAUCUUAAUUGGAGCAUGGAAAUUACGAGAGAAAUCCGUUUGCGCCUAAAAUGCGCCCUUUUGCGUCACAAAACAGUUGCGCGAUGCCGCGAAUGCUGCUAGUUUUCAACAUGCCUAUAGUAUCAUUUGCGCCAAAAAUAAAGUAUACGAUUGCGCCAAUUUAUUUUAAUGAAAAACAAUGACUUCCCUAUUCCGUCUUAUCCGAUUUUGGACCGGCAUUUCACAUUGAUGAGUGUAAAGUCAUUUAAAGUGGUUUGAUAAAUAUUUUUUUAAAGCAUGCAAACACAAAUACAUUGUGUAAAGACUAAUCGUAUAACAUGUACUUAACAUAUGGUCGAAAGUAACAAAAUAACAGUAAAUAAUACUUUUUAACAGAAGUCCAUUACUAGAGUCUAGUAAUGGACUUCUGUUUUUAAUGAAUGAUAUAAAAUUAAUAAAUAAUUGGCCGACAUGACAAUACAUGACACUGGAAGGUAAUUAAAACAAAACUCAUAAAUAACUGACAAUUUUGGUCGGGUUGUUGUCUCUUUGACACAUUCCCCAUUUCCAUUCUUAAUUCCAUUUAAUACUUGACAUUCAUUUAUACAACAUACAUACAUGUACCAUCAAGCAGGCUGAUAAUAAUUAAUUACUGCUGCAUGCAUUGCAUAUUUACAAAAAAUAAUUAAUGAAGUAAAAUAAAGCAAAAAUACAUAUAUAUAUAUGGUUGCAUAUAAUUUUUGUAUUGCUUUUUGAUUCCCUUCAUUAUUAUGUAUAAACUACAUGCAUUUUUAAAGUGCAAAUUGAGUUCUCCCAAGUAUUAUAAGGAGUAAUAUGUAUGUAACACUCAGAAACAUGUCCAUCCCCGUAAACAUAUUUAUAUAUGUCAGACGUCAACACCAAAAAAGUGUCCUUUUUUUGAAUGCCAAAACGAGGCCGAUCUCCGAAACGAUCCAUAUGGGCUAUUUAAAAAAAAAAUCGUAAGGGUUCCGCGGAACCCAGUGUCUCGCCUACUUUUUCUGUUAAUCACAGGCUCAACAAAAAUGAGGAAGUAAAUCAAAAAAAUAUUCCUCUUGGUACUAUCUUUUGAUUGUAAGAAGCUUCUGUCCAUGUUUGGUAAAAAUCCAGGAUAGUUUAUGAAUCUAAUAAAUGUUUAAAAACUUUAACUGCAGACUCAAUGUAACGUUAACUGGAAGAAAACAAAAUUUCCUUCUAGAUACUAGCAUUUGAACAUAAACAAGCUUCUGUCCAAGUUUGGUACAAAUCCAAAAUAGUAUAAGAACUUUAUUAAAAUUUUAAAAACUUUAACCACAGAGUGAAUGUGUUGUUUCCUGGCAGAAAAUCUAAGUCCAUUUAAAAGUAAAAUACGGAAAAAAUGGAUUUAUUUUUUUACAAAAUUUCCUUCUAGAUACUAGCUUUUGACCAUAAACAAGCUUCUGUCGAAGUUUGGUACAAAUCCAAAAUAGUAUAAGAAAGUUAUUAAAAUUUUAAAAACUUUAACCACAGAGUGAAUGUGUUGUUUCCUGGCAGAAAAUCUAAGUCCAUUUAAAAGUAAAAUAAGGAAAAAAUGGAUUUAUUUUUUUACAAAAUUUACUUCUGGAUACUAUCUUAUGAUCAUAAACAAGCUUCUGUCCAAGUUUGGUACAAACUCAGGAUAGUUUAAGAAAGUUAUUUAAAUUUUAAAAACUUUUAACCACAGAGUGAAAGUAAUAUUUCCCGGCAGAAAACUAAG
Molecule: messenger RNA, 2948 nt
Organism: Mytilus californianus (California mussel)
Lineage: Eukaryota; Metazoa; Mollusca; Bivalvia; Mytilida; Mytilidae
Product: zinc finger protein 271-like
Exons: 1
Coding region: 1-843 (280 amino acids)
Source: RefSeq, a predicted model, not a curated record